AAAACUGCGAUUUGAGUUACAGUGUUGCAACGCAGUGAAGAAGGCGCGGAGUGGGUGCGCGGAGUUUUCUCUUCACAGAACUACUUUUUGUUGUUUCCUCCAACUUUAAGUUAAGCCGGAGCGCUGGUUUUGUGUAUCUGUAAGUCUUAAAGUUUCAAAAUGUCCAGAGACCUCAGGCCAAAGCUGUGCGUCUUAGAAAAAGGGGACAACGGCUACGGGUUUCAUCUUCACGGGGAAAAGAACAAACCAGGUCAGUUCAUUCGGCAUGUGGAGCCCGACUCUCCUGCCACUGCCGCGGGUCUGAUGGCCGGGGACAAACUGGCGUUCGUGAACGGGGAGAAUGUGGAGGACGAGAAGCAUCAACAGGUGGUGGCCCGCAUACGAAACAUCACGGGCAAACUAGAGCUCAUCGUGGUGGAUGCAGAGACCGCACAACUGCUGCAGAAGCACAACUUGAAGUGCCAGAAAGAGUAUGUGACUGAUGGGAUACCCAUACCGAGCCGUGCUGGAUCGGACGAUGAAGAUGAGAUAAAGAACGGCACACCAAGGGAGUCCACCCCCGUCCCGGAGACAAAUGGGGACAUACGCAUGGAUAGACUGAGCGUGAGCUCCAAGGAAUCUAAGAACGAGCUGCGUCCACGUCUCUGUCACAUGAAGAAGGGUGCCACCGGGUAUGGCUUUAACCUGCACACAGAGAAGACAAAACCUGGCCAAUACAUCAGGGCGGUGGAUGAGGACUCCCCAGCAGAGAAAUCUGGACUUCGGCCCCAAGAUAAAAUAGUGCAGGUAAAUGGCGUUCCUGUGCACACAAUGCAGCAUACAGAAGUGGUGGCGGCCAUUAAGGCAGGAGGAGAUGAAACCAAACUGCUGGUAGUGGAUCCAGAGACAGACGCCUUCUUCAACAGCUGUGGUGUCGUUCCAACUGAGAAACAUCUCACAGGUCCUCUUCCAGAUCCUGAUUCGAGCCAUGAGGCAGUAGAACAGGUGAAUGGAAAAGCAUCCCAGGAAGAAAAGCCUAAAGUAGCCAUGAGUUUGUCAAACUCCAGCUCCUCCUCCAACACCUCCGCUUCUGCAUCUCCAUCCAGCGCCUCAGCACCAGAGGCGAAACCCAAAGCGAAGGCCUCAAGUGAUGACGCAGGACUAUCUCUGAGCCUGUCGCUGCAGCAGGCCAAGGAACGCGCUCACCAGAAACGCUCCAACAAGAGAGCCCCGCAGAUGGACUGGAGCAAAAGAAACGAGCUCUUUAGCAACCUCUGAGCCUCUUUUGUGCCUCCCUGCUUCCUCUCACCCCUGUUUCUCUUUACUUCCUCUCCCCCUCUACAAUUGUCUGUCCCAUCAUGCCUCUCUGCUCCUUUGUUUUCUCUUUUUUCUGUUUCAGUACACUUGCACACAAUUAGAAACCCUUUCACGUGUAUAUUUUAAACCAGUGUUAUUUCACUUCUGUGAUUUCUCAAUCUGUUGAUUUUUAAUGUUUGAUCAACUUUUGAUUUACCUCUAUAUCACUCAUAUAAGAUGAAAUAUAUGAUUUAACAUUACUGUAUAAUGUACAGUCUAGAAUAUAAUUUUUUUUAAAAAAAGAAGAAAGCUUAAAUGAUAUCUGAAGCAUAUAUGUAUAUUCUCUUUGCUUAUUGAUGCAGUAUUGAUGGCCCUUUGAGAGAGCUGUAUCGCGUCUGAAAAGUUUCUUCAGGACUAGUCUUAACCAUAGAGUUUUGAAGUAACUUCUAGAGCAGCAGCAAUCCAUUGAUGUUUCUUUGUGUGUGUGUAUGGUUAUGAUCAGUUCAUAACAUGUCAUGAAGUAUAGAAACUGCAGCCUUUUAAUUUUAUAAAUGUGAGCUGUUUAUGGUUUGGGACCCAUUAACCACUGAAAUGAUAGCGAUUGACUGAGUUUGACUGUUGUCCGAUAAAUCUUCUCAUUAAAGGUUUUAUUUAAAGUG
Molecule: messenger RNA, 1934 nt
Organism: Labeo rohita (rohu)
Lineage: Eukaryota; Metazoa; Chordata; Actinopteri; Cypriniformes; Cyprinidae
Gene: nherf1a
Product: NHERF family PDZ scaffold protein 1a
Exons: 6
Coding region: 160-1257 (365 amino acids)
Biological process (GO): protein localization to plasma membrane
Cellular component (GO): apical plasma membrane
Molecular function (GO): protein-membrane adaptor activity; signaling receptor binding
Source: RefSeq, a predicted model, not a curated record